AUGGGUGACAUCUAUCCGUCCCUGACGCAGUGCGCCAUUGUGGCGGCUGCGCUGAAGAUUUUGCUGUUCCCGGCCUACAAGUCUACAGAUUUCGAGGUCCACCGCAACUGGCUCGCCAUCACCCACAGCUUGCCCUUAUGGGAGUGGUACUACGACAAGACGUCAGAAUGGACACUCGACUACCCGCCAUUCUUCGCCUACUUCGAGUGGAUGAUGUCGCAGGUGGCCAAGCUGGUCGACCCGGCCAUGCUGAAGGUCUACAACCUAGAGUACGCUAGCUGGCAGACAGUCUACUUCCAGCGCUUCACCGUCAUCAUCACGGAGUUGUUGCUAGUCUAUGCCCUCCAGAUCUUCGUCGAUUCGUCCCCACGGAGCGGCGGCGGCGGCGGCAGCGUCGUCUCCAAGCGUGCCGCACAAGCCGCUGCCAUCUCUAUCUUACUGUCCCCCGGCCUGCUCAUCAUCGACCACAUCCACUUCCAGUACAACGGUUGCAUGUACGGCCUGUUGAUCCUGUCACUUGUCCUGGGCCGCGACAAGUCGACUCUGCUGUGGAGCGGGCUGGCUUUUGCUGCCCUCCUCUGCAUGAAGCACAUCUACCUCUACCUGGCGCCGGCCUACUUCGUCUUUCUCCUGCGCGCCUAUUGCCUCUCCCCGCGGUCUAUCUUCCGCAUCCAGUGGCUCAACUGCGUCAAACUGGGCUUCGGCCUGACUUCCGUCUUCGGCAUUGCUUUUGGCCCCUUCGCCCUCCGCGGCCAGAUUUCCCAGAUCUUCAGCCGGCUGUUCCCUUUCUCGCGCGGCCUCUGCCACGCUUACUGGGCUCCGAAUGUCUGGGCGAUGUACUCCUUUGUCGACCGCGUGCUGAUCCUCAUCGCUCCCCGCCUGGGUUUGCCGCUGAAGGAAGGCGCGCUGACGAGCACCACGCGUGGUUUAGUCGGCGAUACGGCUUUUGCCGUGCUACCCGACGUCUCGCCCCGCGUGUGCUUCGUUCUGACCCUGCUGUUCCAGGCGAUCCCGCUGGCCAGAUUGUUCAUGCAGCCGACUUGGGAGAACUUUGUGGCAGGUGUCACCCUCUGCGGGUUUGCGUCGUUUCUGUUUGGCUGGCACGUGCAUGAGAAAGCCAUUUUGCUGGUUAUCAUCCCAUUCAGUCUCAUUGCGCUACGCGAUCGGCGGUUCCUGGGCGCCUUUCGGCCGCUUGCUGUGGCGGGUCAUGUGUCGCUGUUCCCGCUGCUGUUUACGCCUGCUGAGUUCCCGAUUAAGACAGUUUACACAGUCUUUUGGUUGAUUUUGUUCCUAAUGGUGUUUGACCGGCUUGCGCCAGCAGCAAGCAGGGCACGGCUGUUCUUGUUCGACCGAUUCAGCACUCUGUACAUCACAGUCAGCAUUCCACUGAUUGUGUACUGCUCGUUGGUGCAUGGCAUACUCUUUGGCAACAAGUACGAGUUCUUGCCUCUCAUGUUUACCAGCUCGUACUCGGCUAUUGGAGUGGUUGGCAGUUGGGUUGGGUUUAUGGUGGUGUAUUUUACGUCCUAA
Messenger RNA from Thermochaetoides thermophila DSM 1495, 1530 nucleotides. RefSeq lists its product as uncharacterized. Bases 1 to 1530 code for a protein of 509 amino acids. Gene Ontology annotation, cellular component: endoplasmic reticulum membrane. Gene Ontology annotation, molecular function: dolichyl pyrophosphate Glc1Man9GlcNAc2 alpha-1,3-glucosyltransferase activity. NCBI's taxonomy places the organism in Eukaryota, Fungi, Ascomycota, Sordariomycetes, Sordariales, Chaetomiaceae. Gene Ontology annotation, biological process: protein N-linked glycosylation. The record is from RefSeq and is a predicted model, not a curated record. The transcript is spliced from 2 exons.